UCGUCUAUUUAUUCUUUCGGUUAACAGCAAUUUCAACUCUGAAUUCUGAAGAUUUUCUAACAUUAAUGUUAUGUUUGUAAUUUCAAUAUAGAAAUUAUAUAUAUAUUAAAUAUUCAUUCUUUUGAGUUUGUAUACACAAUUUUAAACACUUUUAAGAAUUCAGUAACGAAAGCCCAAAUUUCAUUGGAUACUUCAAUUUUACAGCUUCUAUGAAUUCUCUUAAUAAUAAGAAUCUCUCUAACAUAAGAUAUGUUGAAUUCCACCUUGUUAUGUUAUCUAAUAUCGGCAUUUUGUAGUCCGAAUUUUUCAAUCGAUUCGUUUUAGCUUCUUCAAAUUCCGUUCGAUUUUGCUUAUUCCCAAAAGAAUAAACUUCUCCACAUUUUUAUUUUUUAUAUGGCAACUUUGUAUAAAUCAAAACGAAAACAUAUGUUUCAAUUUCAAAACAAAAAAAACAUUUUGCGGCAAAAAUUUUAUUUUUAACUUAAAAUCUAUAAUAAAAUAAAAGUAAUUAAACUUAAAAUUAAAGAAACGUGUAUAAGUAAAAAGAAAAAAUUAAGACAAUUAUGCCGGGUGUAUCAAUUGUUGCUGUAAUGGAGGAAAGCAAGAGACAACAUUCAGUGGAAAAAUUGCGUCGGCGUACAUUAAGAGAUGCCUCAGAUCCUUUGUCAUAUCCACCGGCAGUUUUUGUUAGCUACUAUCGACUUAAUAAAGAGGCUUUUAUAAUGGUGCUAGAAAAACUUAGCCCUCACCUAAAAAGCUCGACAAUACCACAAAUAAUACAAUUGUCAACCACUCCGCGUUUCUUAGCUACUGGAGCUUUUCAAGGCGUUAUAGCCAAAGAUGUGGAUAUAAGUUUAGGAAGGAGUACUGUUUCAACGCUAAUGUGGAGGGUCAUAAAUGCUGCAGAAUCUAAAAUUUGUCCACAAUGGAUAAAAAUAGAAAUGACGACGGAAGAAAAACUAAGUUCAAAGACUUAUUUUUUCCAAAAAUGCCAAAUACCUGGCGUAGUAGGAUGUAUUGACGGUACUCACGUCAAGAUAAAUAAGCCUUGUGAAGACGAAUCACUUUAUUUAAAUAGAAAAGGAACAUUUAGUGUAAAUGCUAUGAUAAUAUGUGACAACAAUAUGAAAGUGCGUGCUGUAGAUGCCCGUAGACCUGGGUCUUGCCAUGACUCUUUUGUUUGGAAAUUGAGUAGAGCAAGACAGUUUUUCUUACACAAUUCUUCAAAUGGAGAUACAAAUUCAUGGCUUCUAGGUGAUUCUGGUUAUGGACUGGAGCCAUUUUUAUUAACUCCUUAUAAGGAUGUUUCAUCUGGAACGCCAGAACAUAAAUUUAAUAACAAGCACGCUAGUGGUCGCAACAUUGUAGAACGUAUAAUUGGCGUAUUAAAAAGCAGAUUUAGGUGUUUGUUGGGUACCUUGUUGUACACCCCACAAAAAGUAGUUCAAAUCAUAAAUGUUUGCUGUGCACUUCAUAACAUAUGCAGGGAGUUCAAUAUUGAGUUCGAAGAAGAUUCAAUGGAUGGUAAUAUUGAGAACAAUGACGUAGAUGAAGUAGAAGAUUUGUCAGAAAGAAAUAUGUUCAACAUUGCUAAACGCUUAAGGGAUAGUAUUGCAGCUCAACUUACUUAAUUUUGAAAUAAAAUUUUAACUUUAAACAAGUUAGAUUGCUAUAUUCGGCACUGCCGAAUCUUAAAUACCCUCCACCUGCAAACUACUUUUUAUUAAAACCCAAAAUAAAUAUGUUAUA
This is a messenger RNA of Lucilia sericata (common green bottle fly), 1749 nucleotides long. Its product is annotated as putative nuclease HARBI1. The record is from RefSeq and is a predicted model, not a curated record. The coding region runs from base 564 to 1631 and encodes 355 amino acids. The transcript is spliced from 4 exons. Lineage: Eukaryota; Metazoa; Arthropoda; Insecta; Diptera; Calliphoridae.